AUGUCGACUAACUGUGCUGGUUGUAGUGAAAUACUUCAUGAACGGGAACAUCUAACCUGUAAAUACUGCAAAAAAACAUACGAUUUAGAUUGCGCAAAUGUAACCCCACAACGCUUCUAUAACAUAAUGUCGGCAGAAACAAAGGCCGCAUGGAAAUGUCAAGCUUGCUAUUGUGAGCAACCUAAGAAAAACAAGACAAACACGCCAAUACGCCCUCGCGAAAAAUCUCCCGUAGUAAAUAUCUCCCAAAUUGAUAGAGACAACAUUACAUUAAGAAGAUCCCCAAAUAAUAUGCACAAUGACACUAGUGAUUCGGUGGAUAUUGAGCUAUUAGGUGAUACUGUUAUUACUCAGACCUCCCCAAACCCAAAUGCAAAAUCUAAUGAAAUUUUACUGCAAACUCUAAGUGAAGAAAAUAAUAGAUCACUAAUAAAUGAGCUGCAAAGUACAAUUCACUCAGAAAUUAAAAAGCCAUUAUAUCAUGAAAUAAGAUAUUCAGCAAAAAACAGAAAUUCUAAAUUGUCAAAAUAA
Parnassius mnemosyne (clouded apollo) is the source of this 531-nucleotide messenger RNA. The record is from the annotation of a GenBank genome assembly. Lineage: Eukaryota; Metazoa; Arthropoda; Insecta; Lepidoptera; Papilionidae.